AUGUCAAAAGGCUAUAGAUAUAUAAUAAUAAAUGGUGCAAAUGGAAAUCAUUCGCAUACACAUUUAGUAGAAUUAGUGGUUUCUGAUAACGAAAAGCAUUAUAUUGAAGAAGACGAUAAAGGUUUUUUUAUUGAUAACAAUGGAAAAUCAUAUUUGCCUAAUAAUAUAGACGAAUUCUUGAAAAAACUUGUGAAAUACAACGCAGCAGGACCUUUUCUUAUUAAUUUAAUUAGGAAUAAUAAAAAAGCUUUAAGCCCAACGAAAUUAGAAUUCAAAAGUAUUUAUAUAAAGAAAGAUAUAGCUAAUUAUACUUCAAUAGUUGAUAAUCUUCUAAAAUAUGCUGAAUAUUCUAAAGAUUUUAAUAAUUUCAUUAAAGACAAUUUAGAUUCGAUCACAACUAUACCUGCACAAUAUAUAUUACAUUGGCCGAAGAAGGAAGACAUUAAAUCAUUAUUUCGCGAAAAGAAAAUACUAAUUAACCCAGAUCCUGUAGAAUUCAAAAUUGAAGAUAGUGACCACAACCAGUAUCUUAGUAAACUUAUGGAUGCAUACGGAAUUGUUUCUUACCCAACUCCAUCUUCUAUAAUUAAAAUAAAAGAUGAUUUGCCAGCAAUUCUUCUGAAAACAAAUCAAGUAAAUCAUUUAUUUUCCCAAGUAAUAAAUGCGUUCGCAAUGCAUCCUAAACUUGUCGAUAAAUGGUUUAACACAAAAUUUGAAUUGCAGCCCAACUUAAAUAAAAUUCGCUUCAGUUUACUUAUGUUAAAUGAUGAGUACUUGCCAACAAUCUUUCAAUACUCGUCAAAAAUGAGAGACCAGAUCAUUUUUUAUUUCCUUCAUAAUGACACUGGUUAUAGCACAUUCUACGAUUAUUUUGUAACUGCAAAGAAAUUAAUAUCGGCAAGGAAACUCACAAUUAAUGAUUAUUAUGAAGGGGUGAAAAAUUUCAGGAAAUUUGCAACAGAAGCAUUAUCUGAGUUUACAGAUGAUAUAACUACAGAUUAUCUUAUUGAUGUAUUGGAAUUCCUUGAUAAUGAAUAUAGUAAGAGGAAAUGA
This is a messenger RNA of Trichomonas vaginalis G3, 1053 nucleotides long. RefSeq lists its product as uncharacterized. The record is from RefSeq and is a predicted model, not a curated record. The transcript has a single exon. The coding region runs from base 1 to 1053 and encodes 350 amino acids. Lineage: Eukaryota; Parabasalia; Trichomonadida; Trichomonadidae.